Messenger RNA from Vicia villosa (hairy vetch), 5706 nucleotides. RefSeq names its product actin-like. The transcript is spliced from 7 exons. Bases 4299 to 5432 code for a protein of 377 amino acids. Lineage: Eukaryota; Viridiplantae; Streptophyta; Magnoliopsida; Fabales; Fabaceae. Gene Ontology annotation, cellular component: cytoplasm. The record is from RefSeq and is a predicted model, not a curated record.
AACAUGAAAGGAAUAAAAAGAGGCACAAAUAAUUUUAAUAUUUCAAUGGUCAUCUCUGCUCCAGGUGAGAGAAACACGUAUCAGAAGAGUUCAUUCAUUGCUUAGAUAGACACCACCAUUUUCUUUCGGAGAGAUUAAUGUGGUUGCUUUUUUUGUUUGAUCCUAUAAUGAUACAUGUCGCUCUCACCUGGAGCAAAGCUGCCCAAUGCUUCAUAACAUCACGAAGGAGUUGAGAAGCUGCCAUCAAAUCUUUCCUCUAAAGUCUAAACUGGACGUUGGAUCAGAUUAUUAGGUGAUCUUGUGGCUCAGAUUUGAAGUCACAUGGUGCACGUGGAUAGAGAAGCAACAUAGGAUAAGUCAGCAUUCAAGAUUUCCAGGUGGGACCCACGCGAAGCUGACCAGCGAAUAGAAAGAGUGGGAUAUGCCACGCGUGUUGGUCAAAGUUUCAAACUUACUAUUCAUCAUCUUCUUCCUUUUACCUGCGGAAUUAGCUGCAGACUUACCUGCAGAAUUUCCUACGGAUUUUCCUUCAGAUUUCCAUGCUUUUGAAAACCUACAAAAACGGCCAUGAACAAAAACAAGGGGCACCCAAGUCGACUUAAAAUGACCUCCUGAACACGAUGGUGGCGUUAGUUUUGGCUAAAAACGCAUGGAACAUGGUAUUCGAAUGUUCACAUACUUGAAAACUCAAUAAUGGUGCAUGAGAAUUCUUACGUGGAAACUUGCAUGCCUGCUAUGUACCUUCAUGCUGCAGAGUUGAAUCAUUCUUGAUGGCUUUAGCUUAAGAUCAAAGCAUUGUACCAUUAUCUUUCACCAUUUCUUUUUUAAUUUAACUUUAAAUGUAAUAAAAUUAAACCAAAAAAGAAAUAAAAAUGUUAUGGGCCAUAGGUUGGUCGUGGGAGGCCCUUAGCAUCAUUAGAAUCAUGUUUGGAUCAUGAAAACUUGGCCUCUUUUGGAAAAAAAAACAUUUUUGAUCAAUGUUGGUUUCAUGCAUUUUCCCAAAAAAUAGCCAACUUCAACAAGGCAUAAACCCCUCAAUUUUGAUCAUAUGAAGGAGUUCUUGUACUUUUUAGAAACCUCAAGAUGUCCUCUACAAGCUACUUUGGAAACUUUUUUUCAUUUGGAGAAGUUAUCUUAAUGUUAUGGCCUUAGAUAAAAAACCACUUUUUGUUGACUUUGAAAAUAACCUGUAAUGUCUGAGCUCAUAUUUUUCAAAUGGUGAAUCCAAUGACCAUGGGAUCAAUUGCAUUUGAAAUAUAAUUGAAUUUCAUUCAAAACAAGCUUUGGUUGGAAUUUUUUGAAUGAACGAGGAGAGAGUUAUGGCCGAUCAAAGUUCAAUUGACUUUUUAGGAGAAAACCCUAAUUUUGAAACUUAGGGUUUUGUUGAUUUUUGAUCUUUUCUUGAUGAAUUAUGAUCAACCAUUGAUCAAAUGAUGAAUCUUUUGACAAAAUAUGGAUGGUGACAAAAAAAUUCAUUUUUGACUGUCUGUUGACUUUUCGGUCAAACUGGUCGUCUGUUGACUGUUUGACCUGUUGAUUGUGCGUCUGAGUGAAUUGAAGUUUGAAAAUUUGUAUGGUGGUACUUUGAGACAUAUGGAGGUCCAUGAAAUCCAUUUGAGGUCUCAAAAAACUUGUUCUCCUGAAAAAAAACAAAAACCCUAUUUAAGGCUGUUUGUGUAGGAGACAGUUAAGCGUACCUGAUUUUUGUACAAUGUUGAGUCUCUGCGGAUCAUGUGAUUACCAGAAGACUUCUAGAACAAAAAUCUUGGAAUUUUGAAAUGCAAAAGAUUGAUUUGAUUGAUGGUACAAAACACGGAGAAUCGCGCUAUCAGCCGGUUUGACUGUCAACUGGCUGUCUGGGCAUUAACGUAACAGUUAAAGUGAAAACUCAACAGUUAAAGUUAAUUUUUUCUUUUGUUUUUUGUUGUGUUAAUGGUGAAAAUUUAUUUACAUGAGUUGUUAGAAAAACACAAACAUAAUAAAUAAAUAAAUAAAAUAUACUGUACGUGAACGAAAUUAUCGAUAAUAACCUUGAAAAAUAUUUAAUGCACAGAAAAAUAAAUAUUUAACUAGCAAUAAACACACAAAAUAUUAUCUUAAUAAUUAAAUGACAGUAUGACAAAUAGUACGACAUUUAAUACUGACAGUACAAAUAUUACAUAAUAUAAUGAACAGUACGACAAAUAUAAUGAACGGUACAUUAUUUGAAAGCGAAAGAUACGACAAACUUUAAAAAUGACGAAUAAAAACCCAUGCUAUAAAUAAAAAACAUAUAGAUGAUCGGGAGUGUAAGCAACCCAGGUCUGCAUUUUUCAGGACUAUGCAGACAAAAAAAAGGACAUGAUCACCACCAAAACAGUGAUGACCAUAAGAAAACACGUAUCCAUCCACUUUGCCAUUUUUGUCGGGGAAGAAGAGAAGAUAAAUAUGAGGUAGAAGUUUGAGAAAUGAGUUGAAGGCCAAGGAGCGCAAGCAGAACUUUAACAGUUUGACCAAAAUGCCUUGAGCAAAAAGGUCGAAGUGGGAAUGCAGCAUAUUGAAAGGGCUCAAGCCUUAGGCAAAUAAGUUGAUAAGCUUACCUCCUUUAAAUCUCUAUGCGAAAAGCGCCUGAUGUUGCAAAGGUCAAAAUACAACAAGAUGAAGGCCUCUCUUCCUUUCUAAAUCUUCUGUUUGAAUUUGUACCUUUGUUAGUAAUUGUACUGAAUUAUGGCCCUUCGAGGCCUUUUGUAAUGACUAUAGCCAUUUUUUGCAAAAUUUAAACCUCUUCAUUUGCCAAUGUUGGUUUCAAUUAUUCUAUGCGUAUUAUUAUUGAAAUAUUUUAAUCUCUUGAACUGUAGGUCGAUAUUUUUUCAAAUAUUUUCUAUUCACUCUUAAGAUUCUUCUGUCUUCAUUUAAUUCUUCGAUUUCAUACGUGCCGUUAGAAAAACUUGGAUAAUUUAGAAAGGGUCUUCCCAUUUAGGGGACCAUUUACCCAAGGUCUUAUCCUUUCUAUCCAUGGGCAAAAUAACUUUCCAAACCAAAUCUUCGGUCGAAAAUGAUUUAACUUUAACUUUCUUGUUAUAAGCUUUUCCACCUUCUUUUUCUGCCUUCUCAAUAACUCUAAGACAUUUAAUCUUUCCUCAUCUAAAUCAACUAAUUCAUCCAACAUCAUAUUCCAAUAAUUCUCAAAUAGAAUCUCAUGUUGUCUUUGAAUCCUCGUCGACUGCACAUAUAUUUCGACAGGCAAAACUGCAUCAUGCCCAUACGUUAGCCAAAAAGGUGUAGCAAUUAUGGCUUCCUUGGGAGACGUUCGACAUGCCCACAAGAUUUGGUCUAAAGCUUUGUGCCAAUUCUUUGGCUUUUCCCUACAUGCUUUUUAUUACGCCAAUUAUCACCUUAUUUUUUGGGUGUUGUUGUCUUAGCCCUGAAUCUCGAUCCAAGAAUGAAAGAAGCUCGAUAAAAAUGUGAAGCCAAAUAAGAGGAUAAUUUAUGGUACGUUAAAAAACAAAAUAUAAUUCUUAUAGUUAUUCUAGAACCUAAGGAAUACACGUGUACUUGCUCUAGAAAAACAUAUGAUCUAAAGAACGGGUCAUAUUCUAACAUUUAUUUGCCUAGACAAUAAUAUGAUUGAAUCCAUGGUUAGAGGUCUCCAAAACUGUAAUAAACUCUCUAUAUAAAGAAUCGCAUACGUCCAAUUAAGAUACAUGCAAAAUUUUCUAAAUUUUAUAUUUCUCAUCUCCAAUAAUCUGACUUCGGCGUCAAAGUAUUUGUAGAUAUCAUCUCCUUCAUCAAGUCAGCACAAUAAAGUUGAAAGAUCACCAAACCCAAAACUACCCAUAUCUAACGAAAUCAUCUUCAAGAAAAGCUUGCUUAUGUAAUAUUAUUCGAAGAAAAUAUGUUAAAUGAUUAGCUCUUCAUUUUGAAAAUUUAGUGCGAUUUGUGUUUUUCCUGUAAUCACCUUUAGAUGCUGGAAAAGAAAAAAGGGUGACCAUGUUAGGUACUAUUGAAAUUUGAAAAUGCCAGCUAUUUCCAACAAAUAACAUGACCCGCGAGGUUAAUAAAGAUACUAAUCCAUAAUACAAACGGCCAUGAUCUUCUCAUAAAAAAACAAACGGUCAAGAUCUAUCUAAACCGAAUUUGCGGUUCAUUUGAGUCAAAUUUCAUUUGCCACUAACUUUCCUUUUUUAAAACCAAGAACGCGGGUACCUCAACCGCACAACAAGACAUGUUCGUUAAAAAUAGAAAACACAACACAUAACUAAUCAUUACUCACACACGUUGCUUCAUUCAUUUCGGAGAUUCUAAGCAGUUAUUAAGAAAUGGCAGAAGCUGAAGAUAUUCAACCUCUUGUUUGUGAUAAUGGAACUGGAAUGGUCAAGGCUGGAUUUGCGGGAGAUGAUGCGCCGAGGGCGGUGUUCCCUAGCAUUGUUGGUCGUCCGCGCCACACUGGUGUGAUGGUUGGUAUGGGACAAAAGGAUGCAUAUGUUGGCGAUGAAGCACAAUCAAAAAGGGGUAUUUUGACUCUAAAGUAUCCAAUUGAGCAUGGAAUUGUUAGCAACUGGGAUGAUAUGGAAAAGAUCUGGCAUCAUACUUUCUACAAUGAGCUGCGUGUGGCCCCGGAAGAACACCCUGUUCUUCUCACGGAAGCACCGCUUAAUCCGAAGGCUAACCGUGAGAAAAUGACUCAGAUUAUGUUUGAAACCUUCAAUACUCCGGCUAUGUACGUCGCUAUUCAGGCCGUGCUUUCGCUUUAUGCUAGUGGCCGAACAACCGGUAUUGUUCUUGAUUCCGGAGAUGGUGUCAGCCACACAGUUCCUAUCUACGAAGGCUACGCCCUCCCGCACGCAAUCUUGCGUUUGGAUCUCGCAGGUCGUGAUCUCACAGACGCCCUGAUGAAAAUCUUAACCGAGCGUGGAUACUCUUUCACCACUACAGCCGAGCGGGAAAUCGUGAGAGAUGUGAAGGAAAAGCUAGCCUACAUUGCCCUUGAUUAUCAACAAGAGCUAGAAACCUCGAAGACAAGCUCAGCUGUUGAGAAGAGCUACGAGUUACCUGACGGACAGGUCAUCACGAUAGGUGCGGAAAGGUUCCGUUGUCCCGAAGUACUCUUCCAGCCGUCGAUGAUUGGUAUGGAAGCUCCUGGUAUACAUGAAACAACAUACAACUCAAUCAUGAAGUGUGAUGUUGAUAUUAGGAAGGAUCUCUACGGAAACAUUGUAUUGAGUGGUGGUUCGACUAUGUUCCCCGGGAUUGCUGAUAGGAUGAACAAGGAGAUUUCAGCUUUGGCACCAAGUAGCAUGAAAAUUAAGGUGGUUGCACCACCGGAGAGGAAGUACAGUGUCUGGAUUGGAGGCUCCAUCUUGGCAUCUCUCAGCACAUUCCAACAGAUGUGGAUUGCAAAGGCGGAAUAUGAUGAAUCAGGCCCUUCAAUUGUUCACAGGAAAUGCUUCUGAGAAUGCAGAUAUUUUUUUACUAAGAAAUACUAUAAAUGGUUGAGGAUCUUUGACUUUUUUUAUUACCAUUUUUAUAAUGUUUGUUAUCCUCUAUUGAUAUUUUGAGAUAAGAGCAUGAGAGCAAGGUAAGAUAUGUAACUUUUUUAUUACUAUUUGGGUAUAGAAGUGCUAUGUAUUGUUACUGAUUUGGUUUGGAUUUUGAUGAGUAUAAUAGUUGUAUGUAUUGUAUUUACUAUUUAUUAUUAUCUGCAAUGAAAGUGUCAUUGUUUGAUCA